GUAGGUAAAAGCCAAUUCUUGGAAAAAGAAAAAACAUAAUGUCUCCCUUAGAAGAUGAAAAUGCUACUGUCAAAGAGAGUAUUAAUCUACAGGACAUGCAACUUGAUGAAAAGAAGCCCCCCAAAAAAGGAGGACCAGAGGUGUUACCAGGAAGAGUUUUCUAAAGAAAAGGCCAUUAUGUUGGUGUUGAAGCAUCUCUUGCUUGAGAAAAGAGAAGGCUCCAAAUCUAGACUCUAAAGGGUAAGACAAUGGAAAUUUCUGACAGUCUCAAGGCAAAGCAUUUCAUGGUAGGUUUCCCCCCCCUACGUGAUCUAGAUAAAGAGCAUGGCAGCAUCUCUGGCAAGGAUUUCAGCUGAUCCAGAAGCUGUAGGUAGUAUAGACUAAAUGUCCAAUAGAGAGCAGCCAGAAUCCAAUAAUAGAAUAACAUUUGGCAAAACAAUAUCCUGUUGAAGGGAGCAGCUGGGUGGCUCAGUGGAUUGAGAGUCAGGCCUAGAGACAGGAGGUCCUAGGUUCAAGUCUGGCCUCAGCCACUUCCUAGCUGUGUGACCCUGGGCAAGUCACUUGACCCCCAUUGCCUAGCCCUUACCACUCUUCUGCCUUGGAGCCAAUACACAGUAUUGACUCCAAGAUGGAAGGUAAGGGUUUAAAAAAACAAAACAAAACAAAACAAACAAACAAACAAAAAAACAAUAUCCUCUUGAGAGAGGGCAACAGUGUCCCUUGGAGACUACAAGAACAUCAGGAUGUGUCCAGCAGUGACUAAAAGAACAAAGAUGGUGAAACUAGUGUCAGUAGGAGCUGCACACCAAUGUGAAAAGAUAUUGUUGGGGGAAGCUAGGUGGCUUGGUGGAUUGCAAGCCAGGCUCAGAGACUGAAGGUUUGGGGUUCAAAUCUGGCCUCAGAUAUUCCCUAGUUGUGUUAUCCUGGGCAAGUCAAUUAACCCCCAUUGACUAUCCCUUAUCACUCUUCUGCCUUGGAACCAAUACACAAUAUUGAAUCUAAGAUGGACAGUAAAGGUUUUUUUUUAAAAAAGACAUUAGUAUCUCAUUGGAUAUAUGAGUUGGUGUUCUAUGUGUAUGCCCUGGACACACAUGUUUUUGACCACAUAUUUUAGGCAUAUGUACAUUCCUUCAUGUGUACAUGCUAGUCAAAUAUCCCCCCCAUUUGUAUGCCUCUCCAUUGUUUUAUCUAUACGUGUCCAUUAUUUUUCUUGUGUUUAUUUUAGGGACAUCAAACUCCAUGUUUAUGGGAGAAUAUUUUGUCGCUACUUUUCUAAUUCUACCAUGCCAUUCCACCAAUUCCUUUGGUUUUACGUGAAUUGUGUACUCUGUCUGACUCUUAAAGAAAAUGUACAUUAGUAAGGACUAAUAAGCUAUAGUUUUAGGGUUGUGGACUCACAGCAUACAUGGGGUUCUCUAAAAUUGGAGUAACCAUUCCCUAAGAUAUUUACUCCCUGGGAAGUGGAGGAAGAUGCUCCAGGUGCUCUAAAUAUAUAACCAUAAAUGUAAUGGGAGAAAACUUGGAACACUUCUAGGACUGGCAACCAAGAAAAGAAUUUUUUCCAGGGUUCUGGUCAGUAAGAUAUGGCCUGGCUAUCAUCAUACACUUCUGUCUAUUUGUAACUACCUCACAAAAUUUGAGUCUGAGCAUUGCCAUUGUUGCCAUGGUGAACAGUACAGGCCAGUCUAAUCAGACCAAUGUCUCCACGAAGGGGCAGCCUGAUGUCACCCCAGAAGCAGGGGUCCCUACAUAUGACUGGAGCCCAGAAAUUCAGGGAAUAAUACUCAGUUCUAUCACCUAUGGUCAAAUCAUCACAUUAACCCCCAGUGGGUAUUUCGCUGGAGUGCUUGGAGCAAGGAAAAUAUUCAUGAUUGGAUUGUUCAUCUCCUCAGUUCUCAGCCUCUUACUACCAUUAGCAGCCGCUCAAGGAGUGGUUUACAUCAUUCUCACAAGGACAGCCCAGGGCAUGGCUCAGGGAAUGGAACUUGGAACUUCGCCAUCUUUCUGGGUGAAAUGGGCUCCACCACUGGAACGGAGUCGAAUAAGUAGCAUUACAUCAUCUGGUGCAAUUUUGGGAGGCUUCAUUGUCCUCCUGGUGGGUGGAUUCAUCUGUCAAUCCCUAGGUUGGCCAUACAUCUUCUAUAUCUUUGGAGGAAUUGGCUGUGUGUGCUGUGUUAUCUGGUUUUCUCUGGUUUAUGAUGACCCCAUAAACCACCCCUAUAUAAGUGAGAGUGAAAAGGAAUACAUCACUUUUUCAUUGGCUGGAGAGAACAGCAAUCCCAGUUGGUCCUUGCCCAUCAAGGCCAUGAUCAGAUCCCUCCCACUUUGGGCCAUUAUCAUCACUGGCUUCUGUCGAUUCUGGUUAGUCACCAAUCUGACGAUAUCACUGCCACUAUUGAUAAACAUUAUGUUUGAUUUUGACAUCAGAAACAAUGGGAUUCUCAGUGCACUGCCUUCUAUAGCUGCAUGGAUCUGUAUUACCCUAGGAAGUCAAAUGGCAGAUUUCCUCUUGUCCAAGAAGAUUCUGAGUCUAGUGGUGGUCCGGAAACUCUUCACAGUUCUGGGAAUGCUUCUCCCAUCAGUAUUCAUCACAGCUGUGCCAUACGUCAGUUCCAUCACUGCUGUUACCUUACUGAUGCUCUCUAUGGGAAUAAGCUGCCUGUGUUACUCUGGAUUCAUGAUUAAUUCCCUAGAUAUCGCUCCCAGAUAUACUAGCUUUCUCAUGGGACUUGGAGGAGUUUUUACUAUAUUACCAGGAAUCAUUUCACCCAUUGUUACUGGAUACCUCAUAAAUAAGGACUCUAUAUCGGGCUGGAAGAACGUCUUCUUGCUGUCGGCUGCCAUAAAUCUCGUAGGGAUGAUCAUCUAUGUAAUCUUUGGCCGUGCGGACAUCCAGGACUGGGCUAAGGAGAAAACGCUCACUCGCUUCUGAGUGGUCACGAGUGGAGAACCGAAGUCAAAACUUAUCUAGACAUUGCUAAAGUAUUUUCAUUCUCUGCCAUUUUGUUUUUUCAGUCACUUGAACUGCUCGUUUGGUUUCUGGAUUGCUUUUUACCUCUCUUCUCAGAUAUUAUUCUGAGAUGCAAACUGUGUCUGCUAAACAAGCUUUCUAAAGAAUU
Messenger RNA from Monodelphis domestica (gray short-tailed opossum), 3119 nucleotides. Its product is annotated as putative small intestine urate exporter. The record is from RefSeq and is a predicted model, not a curated record. Gene Ontology annotation, molecular function: transmembrane transporter activity. Gene Ontology annotation, biological process: monoatomic anion transport; transmembrane transport. Lineage: Eukaryota; Metazoa; Chordata; Mammalia; Didelphimorphia; Didelphidae. Gene Ontology annotation, cellular component: apical plasma membrane.